AUGGAUAUUCAAAGCGACAUUCCACAUUUUCAAUUUCCAACAAUACCGAAACUAGAAACCCGACCAUUUAAAGUUUGCAAUGCUGUUGAUUACGCCGAUCCAAAGAUUCAAAAAUUAAUUGAGUAUGAUCAAUUAGAUUCGAAGACAAAAAACAGACUCACUGCUAGAAAAUGGCGCGAAGGAAGAAAAGACUAUCUAAACAAUUUGGAAGAAACCAAUUUUUUGCUCAGGACAAAAUCUCUAAGCCUUUUAGAUCAUAGAACGCGCUUGAUGUCAGAGAAUAAAGCUUUAGAAGAAGAAAUUCAGUUAGCUAAAUUAGUUUUGGAAAAAAUACAAGAGCUCAAAAAAUAA
Trichomonas vaginalis G3 is the source of this 351-nucleotide messenger RNA. RefSeq lists its product as uncharacterized. Bases 1 to 351 code for a protein of 116 amino acids. The record is from RefSeq and is a predicted model, not a curated record. The transcript has a single exon. NCBI's taxonomy places the organism in Eukaryota, Parabasalia, Trichomonadida, Trichomonadidae.